UCUUCCAGAAUGUUGUGUUUGUGUUGCAUAAGCCUGCAGAAAUGUUCUCAAGUUAUGGUCUAAGUAUGUGUUGCAUUCAAUUUUCAAAUUACAGGGCUCCAGAACUCUAAUUUGACCGAUUGAUUGAUUUUAGGCCUAAUAGUGAAAAACUAAGUCCGUUUAAAAUUAACUGAAGCUUGAGAAAAAAAUCAGGAACUAAUUUCUGUAACAAAUGGUGCUAUAAAUACUACUAUCACAGUUAAAGAGCAGAUUUACGCAACCAGUCUGCCCGGUCUACUGGUUUUAUCCUGACAACCAAACAGGAUCAUGGAUAAUGAGCAGCAGCAGGAAAUGAUCUAUUUUAUUCCUGAUUUAUUCAAGCCUGAUAAGAAUGCAUCCAAGGAGAUGGUUGAUGCUAAUGACCCGUUCAUCAGUGAAGAAGCCAUGAAUGUCUACUGCCGCUCCCUCCUGCAUCCCAACCUCCCUCCUGGCCAGGCUGGUCCCCAUGUGGGCCUAGAUACACCUCAGUCCCUGGGGCCAAAAUUCUUUGCCAAGUCAAUAAAGAUUCACCAGGAACGACUGUUGAAAGAUCUUGAAGACGAAGCUGCUGAACUGCAAGCCCAAGAAGAGAGGUUGAAAAAAGAGGCUUUGGUGAAAAAGAAACUGGAUGAAAAUGUCUCCAAGGUAGUUAGGAAACAGACAGUUUACGUGAAGCGCUCUUGCCCGGUGAAAAUUCCCUACAAGUCACGGCUGACGCACGACGAGCACGCGCUCUACCUCAUGGCCUUCCUCAAGUACCAGGCACGGCCGCCCCGCUCCUUCCUGGAGCAGCAGGAGUACCAAGCUUAUUUGAGUCUCCAAAGCCGCGUGUUUGAAGAGCAACAGGCCAUGAUGGAUUUUGCCAAAAAGGUCGCAAUUCUGCAACUGAGCGACUACAACGAAGUGCCUCCCGUGAUGGAGGAGUAUAUUAAGAGAUACCUGAAGGUGGGGUACGCGCGGGUACUUGACUAUCCUCGCAUUUAUCACGUGGACCAGGAGAUCCCGCUCAGACCUCAAGAUCCUCAACAGGUUUUCUCCAGCCUCAGCUUCCAGCACCUUGGCCAUCUGCUCAGCCUGGGCGUGGUGCCUUGGAUCAAGCUCCCCUACCCUCACAUUCCCGUUACGUUGCCCUCGGACGAAGCUUUUCUUGAUAAACAUCCUCCUGACGCCGUCAACAUGGGCAAAGCCCGCAGCCACGGCCGCUACCUCUGCAAGACCACAGUUAGCAAGGACCCGAACUGCGAGUUCUUGGCGCGACAGCACCGCGCACACGUCGUCCUCACGCCCUCCGCCCUCCAGGUCCUUGUCGACAACCCCGCCCCGAGCUUCGACAAGGAGUGGGACAUUCCUGUCACCAUUCACUCCUUCCCUGUUGAGGAAGCGGACGGUUCGACUGCACAGCACCGCGUGGUCUUCAUUGACAAACCCAUCAAGAGGAAGCUCUGGACGCCGCUUGAGAAGAAGGUUCUAUUCUACAAAAAGUCGGCCCUAGCAGCCCUCACUUCCUAUAGAAGUGGCGAAAUAUUCAGAAUGAUGGCCCCGUCUGUGUUCCACCACUACGGCAGCACCUAUAAUGACUAUCGGGCUUGUGAGUUCUCCUACGAGCCGUCCUUAGCCUCCGGUGCUGUGGACGCACGCGCUGCGUCUCCGGCCAGAGAUACGAGGGAACCUGAAGCCUUCCCUGAUAACCCUUUUGGUCCCGUGUCUGAGGAGGAGGAAGUUGAUGUCUUCAGUGAAAGGUCAAGCUUCUACUCCCCGAGAUCAACGGGUAGCAAUGCGUCACCUCACCCUGAGAGAGGCAUUAAGAGGAAACAGCCCGAGUCUCUUGAAAAAGUUAUACAACCUAAUUCCAGCAGUCCGAGAAAAGUUAUAAAACCUAAUUCCAGCAGUCGUCGUGAGGAUUCCUCUUGCAGCCAAGAAGAAAAGGUAAACUCGAGCAAUGCUUCUGAUGAUCCGGAUAAUUACCUGGGUUCUAAUUCUCCUAAAGCCGGCGUUAAGGUCAAUCCCGAAGUGAAUACGAAAAUAAUGUGGAAAAACCGACGUGUUGGGGACCCUCAGACGAGAGACGUUCGCGACAACAAGACGCCGUGGCACGACCGCCUGCGCACCGACUGGAGUAAACAUAAACAGAUCCGGACGCCGCCACCGAGCACCACCACCAACUAUCACUACCACCUCUACAAGCUGGCGUGUGGUGCGCCCCCCGUCCCUGGCCGCGCUAGCCCCGCCCCCCUCACCGUACUCGUCAGGAACCACCUACAUGGCAUCUCCAUGGAGAGAAAUAAAGCCAAUAACACGUUCAAGUCGUCGUCGUAUGUGGUGUUCCCCAAGCUCGAGCAUCAGGUGUUCUUCGGGUGCGAGGUGAACUCCCACACAGAGAUCGUCCACCAAUGGGCGCAGCUUCUCUGCAGGCCCAACUCGCAGCUUCUCCAAGUUCGCGCGUGCAGCAAGAGCGGGGAGGUGGUGCUGGCAGAGGAGCGCGAUCUGUCGGAGGUGGUGCGUGAGGGCGCUCUGCCCUACAUCAGGUUCCAGCCCGCGCCGCUGCUCACGAGUCUCUACGUGACCCUGGACACCCUGCGCCGUAAGCCUCCAGGCUCGUACCUCCUGCAUCACCACAACAGGAGCGAGGCCUUCAUCCGCCUCAUGAGGAUGGCCAACGACGACUGCCUCUCUACCGGCCACGUUUCGGUGUUCGACCUGCACGCGUCGUACGGAUACAGCGGCCGUGGGGCGGCCACGGGGGCAGCAGUGGAGGGAGACGGGCCUGAGGCGGGCCAGCUGGUGCUGGACAGCAGGCAGUUCGUGAACCCACCGUGGCUUGCCAUCGACACCCUUGUGCCCACGCCAUUCCAUCUCAAGCAUCUCAAAAUUCCUGGCACUUUCCCCAUGGAUAACCCAAAAAAGAAGAUUACUAAGAAGAGGAAAAGGUUAAUCAAAAUGAAGGCUAAAGAUAAGAAAGGCUUGUUUGACUCUCCUGAGAAACCUUCAUCGUCGAAGAACAAUGAAAGCUCUGAAGACGACUCAUUCUAAUAUCUAAAUUUAUGCAACGGCAUAUACUGUGAUACUAUUACUCCGUAUGCAACAUCUGCGAUGUUAGUUACUUAAGUUUUUAUUUUUUUUAUGCAUGCGGUAAAAUGAAUUUUUGUUCAUUUUCAUGGCAGAUCUCAACAUUAUACAGUAUGUAUAGUUCGUAGGAAUUUUUCCAUUCUUGAAAACGAUCAUGGUUUAAUUACAGUUUGUACAUGUUUUUUUUUUUCUGUGGUUAUUAGAAGAUAUAUUUGGCAUUCUAUUUCUAACUGAUCUCUUGAGACUGAAUGGGUGCAUCUAGUAUGUUUUGAAAGGAGAUAGGAAGUUUCCAGCUCUAUUUGAGAAUGAAAAUCAAUCGCAACUGUGAUGAAUCCUGAGCCAAAAUCUGACUUCGGAACUUUAUUAAACUUGUUUCGUGGAGAUCAAAAGAAAUUUGCCGGCCUAUGUUUCAUUAGUGUUACUUCUUUGAAAAGGAAAUGUCGUCGGCCUUCAAUGCCAGUCGUAAUUCACGGUUGUAUCUUGUGUUUUGGGAGAAACGCGGCUUCGUAAUAAGUUCAUUUUGAAAUUUCGUUAAGCUCAAUUGCCCGAUAAACACUGACAAUUUCGAUAGAUUAAUUUCAUUGUAAAGCCCUAAACUAAUGCAAUGAUGCUGCAUAUAAAUGGGAUUUGAAGUAGGCUUUGCGUAUGUUGCACAGCAUCGGAAAUUAUUUGAAACCCCUGCAGACUUGCGAAGUUUGUGGCGAAAAUUCUUCUCUCAAUUUUUUUAUUAUUGCCUA
Messenger RNA from Hyalella azteca, 3821 nucleotides. RefSeq lists its product as uncharacterized. Gene Ontology annotation, biological process: snRNA transcription by RNA polymerase II; positive regulation of transcription by RNA polymerase III; snRNA transcription by RNA polymerase III. NCBI's taxonomy places the organism in Eukaryota, Metazoa, Arthropoda, Malacostraca, Amphipoda, Hyalellidae. The record is from RefSeq and is a predicted model, not a curated record. The transcript has 15 exons. Gene Ontology annotation, cellular component: transcription elongation factor complex. The coding region runs from base 307 to 3048 and encodes 913 amino acids.